Messenger RNA from Diaporthe citri, 1422 nucleotides. RefSeq lists its product as uncharacterized. NCBI's taxonomy places the organism in Eukaryota, Fungi, Ascomycota, Sordariomycetes, Diaporthales, Diaporthaceae. The transcript has 2 exons. The record is from RefSeq and is a predicted model, not a curated record. Bases 1 to 1422 code for a protein of 473 amino acids.
AUGUCACCUGAGGACGCCCAGCAAGUCAUACACCAAUGGGUGUAUUUCUCCGUGUACCAGGUUGCGAACAAUCGCCCCAUACUCCACGAUGGAUGCGUCCAGAACAUUUGUGACGCACUGUUUGGUCCAGAGUGGAACCAAUACACAAACGAGGAGCAGCAGGCCAAGAGAGACAUCAUCUGGGCGGAGUACAACAGGAUGUUCAGGGACUAUCUGCCUAUGCUUCAGCAAUUCCAACAUGACACCAACGAGAUCUUGAGGCUUGACGAAGCAGCUCUCGCCACCCUUCUCAGGAGGCCCAGCAAUGAUAGUGCCAGCAAUGAUACAACUAGUGGUACGAAGACCAGCCCUACAAAGACUAGCCCUACAAAGACUAGCCCUACAAAGACCAGCUCUACAAAGACCAGAGCUAUGAAGGUUAGAGAUACGAAGAUUAGAGCUAUGAAGGCCAGCGAUGCCUUUGACGAGCCGAUCGACGAGUCGAUUCUCACGACUGCGUUCGCAAUCGAGAGAGACGAGGCUGCCCGCAAGAACCUGGACAAGUAUUACGAGCCCUGUCAACAGGGACGCAAGGACUUGAUCAUCAGACGUGCUAAAGAGCCAGAAGGUAACAUUGACCUCUUCGACCACAAGGCCGUACCCUUGAAUGAUGACAAGAGAACCAAGAACUGUCCCAAGUGUGGGAAGUCCGUCACCUCCAAUGGCAUCAAGCGCCAUGUUCAGAUCACUCACGAGAAGGACCCUCGCUGGGUCAUCUACUGCCCUGCGCCCGGAUGCAAGUAUGAGUGUUGGCGCGGAGAUGCCACCAUUCUGGCACACAUGGCCUAUUACCAUGAGGGUCUACACAGGGAGAUCUUUGGCGAGGAGGAUGUGCAAAAGCAGGCCAAGGCAAGGGCAAAGGGAAACGAAGGUGUCAAGGCAAGGCGUUUGGCGAAGAUUGAGGCCGAUGCAAAGGCAAAGGACGGCAAGUCCGCCGUCUCGGAGAGUGAAGAGCAGAGGGUCAAGGAGUCUGAGCUGGCCGAGGAUCACCUGAGAGGUGAGGCACUGGAAUUUGAGGUCAUGCCUCACGAGGACUUGUAUGACGAGGUCAUGUCUGAAGAGAACAUGCCUACCCAGCACACGCCUGUCCAGCACAUGCCGACCCAGCAUGUGCCCAACCUGUACAUGCCAAACCCGUAUGUACCAAACCAGUACAUGCCCACUCAGAGCAUGCCCAACCAACAUAUGCCUAACCUGUAUGUGCCAACCGAGUAUAUGCCCAACCAGCACAUGCCCAACCAGCAUAUGCCAAGCCAACACAUGCCAAACCAGCGCAUUCCCGAUCAGCAUAUGACCAGCCAAUAUAUGCCAAACGGGUAUGCGCCCAACGAGCAGAUGUUGGAUGAAGAAAUAUCUGAUUGGAAAUGGGCAACCAGAAGAUGA